AGGUAGUGGGUUCCAUUCCCAGGAACACAGGUAUUAAUAAGUCACGUCUGCCAAAUGCACAGAAUGUAAAUGUUUAUGUAAUAAAAAAUGCCCUUAUGAUAAAAGGAAAAAUGCCUCUGGAAAUCACUUCCAAAAUUCUCCCCUUACAGGAAAAGUUCAUUUCUGUUUGACUGACAGUUUUAGUGAUCAUUUUAAAAAUGAAAUAAAAAAAUAGUUUAGAUGUAGUAAGCUACGUUUGCCAUGUUGCUGUAUCUUAGCUUGCUACAUCUCCAGGGUGGUGGCUUUAGUGUAGUGAAGCUUCAUUUCAUGUCGAGUAACUGUUAGCUCAGCUCAUUACAUUUUCCAAGUAGCUUGCCCAACACUGGAUAUAAACUCAGAAUCGACAUUUCUAGCAUAGCGUCCAGUGAGACAUCAUUGAAGUCGAGAGAAUAGGAUGCAUCUCUGUAUGUGCACACUCUUUAUUCCCUGGUGAUGUGAUAUGAUUCCGUUGUGAACUUUGCUUUGUCAUAUUUCAUUGUGUUCUGCACUAGAUGUAGACGACAUUUGUGUUGUGUGUAAACAGGAUUAUGACCUGAGUCAGCUGCAGCAGGCAGACAUAGAGAACGAUGGCAUCGGGUCCGCCGGUGUACGCAGACUGGACGAGAGACCGCUGCAUCAUCAUCCCCAAUAUCCUGUCCGAUCAACCGCACCCCAUCCUGGAGAUAUUGAAGACUUCAUCAGGUCGGAGAGCAGCUGACAAUGAUCCUAGCGCUCCGCCAUACGACUCACUCUUAGUGUUUGACUACGAGGGCAACGGCUCUACGGCGGGAUCGCUCAGCUCCAUCAGUUCCUCCUCCAGCAGUGAUGGUGACCAGGAUUAUGAUUAUCUCAAUGACUGGGGUCCACGCUUCAGAAAACUCGCUGACAUGUACGACGGUGGCACAGAUGAAUGAAAACAAGGACCAACUAGAACAGUGGUGCCCAAACUCAGGGCUGGAGGACCAGUGCACGUUUCUACUAAACUCUGCAGGACACAUUGGCCCUCAGGACCGAGUUUGGGACCCUAGACCAGAACAACAUAGCUUUUCUCUAUUCAACGAAUGGACGACAGCUUCUUGGGUUUAUACAUAUACAACCCAAGACUUCAAGUAACGCCUAAAGUCAUAUUUAAUGCAAACAUGCUUGAGGAUUGCUCUUAGAGGACGCUUCAGGGAACUGUCAACGGUCAGGACGUGUUCAGUUACACUUGAGUUUUACAGGACAGAAAAUGUCAGGGGAGUGUUCACCUAAUAUUAAGAAGAAUGAAAAUCUGUUACAAACUUCAAAAUCUGGCCACUAGCAGAACAGACGAUCCAUUAUACAAAAAUACCAAAAUAUGUAAAGAACAUGUAAACAGGUUUGCAGUUUAAAACUUCAUGGCAAAGUUGUUGUUUUUUCUACAAUGCUUAGCUGUGUGUGAAAUCAUUUCAUUACAUAAAAUUCCAAAAGCACUUCAUGUGUAAAAAAGCUAUUACAAAUGACAUAAAAAUUCUCUAAGGGGCGGUUUUUCGGCCAGGGCUUAAGCCUAGUCCCAGACUCAUUUAAGUGUUACGGGUGUCUUGAUCAAAAACCACUUACUGACAUAUGUUGAAAUAUAUCAGCGCGAUUGUUUUGUCUCGAGACGCACACCGUUGCAUUACAUUACAUAGUGAUGCUUUUUCAGAAAGUAUGUUUUUAAAAACAACUUAAAUAUGUAAGGGGUAAUCCACAGCUAGAUGUGCAUUAAAGGGUUUUAUCUGGAAUCUAGAAGGGUUUAUCUGGAAGAUUGUUAAACCCCCGUUGACUCCCAUCGGAAGGUAUUUAUUUUCCCUACUAUGGCAGUAAAUUGUGGGCGAGAUCUGACAUUCUUCCAAAUAUCUUCCUGUGUGUUCAGCAAAACAAAGACGUUUAUACAGGUUUGGAACAAUCUGAGGGUGACUAAAUGAUGACAGAAUUUUCAUUUUUGGGUGUGUUGGGGAAACUUUCCUGAGAGAUGAGACCAAUAUUUUAUUGCUCUGCAAAACAGAGCGACAAUCAUCAGUCUGCAGAGAGUGGAACAAUCAUCUCUCAUUUUAAUCACCUCAUGCUGACUCAUGUUACAAUGUAAUCCACAGCUCCACGGCCAUGCACAUCACCAUUCUUAAUAACACAAGACAUUAUUCAUUCUACAAACUGAUUGUUCUCUGACCUCAAUGCAGGCCUCUGCUUUGCCACAUGAAAGAGAGAAAUCCCUAACAAUCUCGCACUUGUGUUAGUAGAAGCAAAUGCAUAUUCUUACAUUAGUUUGCAUAAGCAUAAAAACUCGACAUUUCCUCUACAGGUGAAGUAUCCCUUCAAUGAUCGUAAAAUAUACAAAGAUGUACUGUAAACUGUUUACAUGUUCUUUCUGUAUUUUUAUAAUCAAUCAUUUCAGUAAUUAUACCCUAGUUUUAUAGAUGAAGAGUUUGGUUCCAAAAUGAGAUAACUCUUUUUCAAAUAUUUUUAACACAAUAAAACACAAGAAAAACAUGAUUUUUGAAAAUGAAAACCAAAAAUGGAACCAAACUCUUUGUAUACAGUAUAUACACUUUCAAAAGCUUGUCUUGAUGUAGUGGUUUUGGGAAGAAAAUGCAGAUGCAGCAUUUGGGAUUGGAAACGAUUUGACAGGCUUUGUAGAUGAGCGUAUGUAAUGCAAUUUAAACUACAUAAGGAUUAACAUUAUUUUCUGGCAAUAAAAUCUAAAAUGUCAUUUUGUAAUUAAAUAAUGAGCGUGUACUGUUCGUAUCUUGGUAUACAAUGUUUUCCACUGUUCAUCUAGGGCCUCAUUUAUAAAACGCAAAAAUCCAUAUUUAUAAAAACGCUCUUUGACGUGGAAAAGUGCUUAGCGCCACGUCAGGGUCUGAGCAGACGUACGCACUUUUGCUUCUCUGAGUGCUGCAGGUUUGUAUAGGAUUUGGACGUUGACAAAUGUAGGACAGUUUUAUAAAUGAGGCCCCUGGACUGGGAUGAAAGUGCCUAGAGAAAUUCUUUUUGAGAUGGAUGCAGUUAUGUAAUUGCCAUUAGAGGAUGAGUUUUUCUCUAUGUCUCUACUCUCUAUGCUAUAAUGUAUUUUCAAAGCUGCUUGGCAACAGUGCAAAACUGUGAAAAGUAAUUGGAAUAAAUGUUUGUCUGCUAAAUGUAAAUGUAACUAUUUGGCCAAAUGCUCACACAUAUCUCAUUUCAAUAAGUUCAAAAAGUUUCCAAGAUCUUGAAUUAACUUCUGUCAAACAUUUGCGAAUAUUGUUACAGGUAUUCGUGGAUUGUCAAAUGUGUGAAUUGCUUUGUGGUAUUUUUGAGACCUUCGUGCCAGGUUGUGAUGAUUCACAAAUAUCUUUUAAUCCACCAAUCACAACACUCUUUACUGAACUGACUCAAGGGGCUCAGCGCUGCAGUGUUAUGUAGCGCCGGUCACAAUAUACUUUUUGUUCUACUGACUUCCAUUCAUACACAUACAAAUGCGGCCGACCGGAAACGCAAGAUCGUGUAAAGUUUUGCAUUUCACUGCGUUCCGAAGUUCAAGUUUGGUGAACUCUGACCAACAGUAGAUGGAUAUGCUUCAGACUCACCUUUUCAGGAAUCACACAAUCCACAUUUUUUACAAAUACAGCUUUAAAACCAUGAAAACAAAAAUAAAACUGCAAAUAAGUCAG
Molecule: messenger RNA, 3665 nt
Organism: Triplophysa rosa
Lineage: Eukaryota; Metazoa; Chordata; Actinopteri; Cypriniformes; Nemacheilidae
Product: cadherin-2-like
Exons: 2
Coding region: 606-932 (108 amino acids)
Biological process (GO): calcium-dependent cell-cell adhesion; adherens junction organization; multicellular organism development
Cellular component (GO): adherens junction; catenin complex
Molecular function (GO): cadherin binding; calcium ion binding
Source: RefSeq, a predicted model, not a curated record